AUGGAAGCAGCAGUGGCUGCCACCACCUCCUCCCUGCUACUGGUCUCCGGGCCCAGGAGAUCAUCGCCGACAACCUUGCCUUCCCCCUCGUCGCUUCGGCCUUCCUGCAAGAUCUGCUGCUCCUUCACAACCUCCACUGCAAGGCGGCAGCAGCAGGGCCAUCUGGCUUCCUGUCUCGCUGCACCGAGGUUAAGCAGCAAGGGGAGUAGCAGGAGCAUUAGCUGGAGGUGUUCUUCUAGUGCCACUGGUGGCUCAUCAACCGCCGUCUCGACAGAGAAAUGGAUUCUUGACCCUGCAGGUGAUGGUGAUUGGCGUCACAUCGGCUACAAAGUUGCACGGCCUGGUGCGAUCGAGAUAGUCUCAGAUGCGGUAACGGUUGGUCGAGUUGCUGACAAGGCUGACAUCGUCCUCCCCGUUGCCACAGUUUCAGGCACGCAUGCUCGGCUGGAGAAGAAGGGCGGGAGCCUGCUGGUGACGGACCUGGACAGCACCAACGGCACCUACAUCAACGAGCGCCGACUCAACCCUGGCUUCCCAGUGCCCAUCGACCCUGGCAGCCUACUCAUCUUCGGUGACAUCCACUUGGCGAUGUUCCGUGUAAGGAAGAUGAGAGUUGAGGUGCCCAGUACCGAGGCCGAGGGAGCUGAACAAGAGACCAAGACCGAGGUAGUAUCGGCUGCAGCAGUUGAAGAUACUGCAAGCUAG
Molecule: messenger RNA, 705 nt
Organism: Miscanthus lutarioriparius
Lineage: Eukaryota; Viridiplantae; Streptophyta; Magnoliopsida; Poales; Poaceae
Source: the annotation of a GenBank genome assembly